UACAUAUAUAUACGUAUGUAUAUACCCGGAUAUCCUAUAUACAGCUGGUAUAUCUAUAUAUACACAGAUGCUACGGUGUGUUUAUAAAGCUUGAACCGCUGCGAAAUUUAUACUAACUGUACAGUAAAAAAUUUUACAAAAUGUUACCCUUAUCGUUAUUGCGUACUGCACAAAAUCAUCCUAUGUUAGUAGAAUUGAAAAAUGGAGAAACAUAUAACGGUCACUUAGUUAGUUGUGAUAACUGGAUGAACAUCAACCUCAGAGAAGUCAUCUGUACUUCAAGGGAUGGUGACAAAUUCUGGAGGAUGCCUGAAUGCUAUAUCAGAGGCAGCACGAUAAAAUAUUUGCGAAUACCUGAUGAAGUUAUUGACAUGGUCAAAGAGGAUGUUCAAAUGAAAUCCAGGGGUCGUGGUGACAUGAAAGGCAGAGGUGGACAAAACCAAAGAGGUGGCCGUGGAGGUGGUAGAGGUACAUUUGGUAAUCGUGGAGGAAGAGGCCCAGUACCCAUAGGUCGUGGUGGGGGCAACCAAGGCAACAAAAGUCGAAAAUUAAAUUAAUUUAUAUCAUGUGUAUGACUAGUAUUAAUUCUAAUAUACAAUAUUUUUAAGUAAGAAAAUAAAGAAUUUUUUUCGUAAUUA
This is a messenger RNA of Nasonia vitripennis (jewel wasp), 638 nucleotides long. RefSeq names its product U6 snRNA-associated Sm-like protein LSm4. The transcript is spliced from 5 exons. Gene Ontology annotation, cellular component: P-body; U6 snRNP; spliceosomal tri-snRNP complex. Gene Ontology annotation, molecular function: U6 snRNA binding. The coding region runs from base 141 to 557 and encodes 138 amino acids. Gene Ontology annotation, biological process: mRNA splicing, via spliceosome; P-body assembly; nuclear-transcribed mRNA catabolic process. NCBI's taxonomy places the organism in Eukaryota, Metazoa, Arthropoda, Insecta, Hymenoptera, Pteromalidae. The record is from RefSeq and is a predicted model, not a curated record.